AUGCUCGCCACCAACAUCGUCAGCCUGUUGUUGCUCGUGGUCUCGCUGCUGGCGCGUCCCGCGCGGACUGCUUCGCGAGACCCCAAGAAGCCCAACUUUGUCUACAUCAUCGCCGACGAUCAGGACUAUGCCACCGCCAACCCCGACAUCAUGCCCCAUCUCCACAAAUGGCUGAGCCAGCAUGGCACCAACUACACCCACUUCUACACGCCCAUGUCCGUCUGCUGUCCGUCCCGCGUCGGAUUCCUACGAAGUCAGCACGGUCAUUCGCACAACGUCACCAACGUCGUGCUUCCCUUUGGCGGCUGGACUCGUUUCGUUGCUCAGGGCUAUCGCAAAGACUGGCUGCCCACCUGGCUCCAGUCCGCAGGCUACAACACCUACUACACGGGCAAGCUGAUGAACGGCAACACGGUCACCAAUUGGAAGACCAGCCCUGUUCUCGGCUUCAACCGAAGCGCCUUGCUCUCUGAUCCGCAGACCUACGUCUACAAGAACGCCUCGUACGCCAUCGAUGGCACCAAGCUCGUCUCCUACCCGGGCAACUACAGCACCGACACGGUCCGUGACUUUGGUCUCGAGUACCUCGACGAGGCAGCUUCUCAUGACAAGCCGUUCUUCGUCGGCAUCGCACCCAUCGGACCACAUGCUCAGACCGAGACCGUCAAUGGCGUUUCCACCUUCACCGACCCUGUCCCCGCCGAUCGUCACCGAAACCUAUUUGCAGAUCACGUUGCACCACGAAAGGCCAACUUCAACCCCGUAAAUGCGUCCGGUGCCAGCUACGUCAAGGACAUUGCGAGGUUGAACGAUACCGUCGUGGACUACCUGGAUGAAUGGUAUCGAAAUCGCUUGCGUGCGUUGCAGGCUGUCGACGAGCUGGUCGAUGCUGUUUUGAGGAAAGCAGAGCAGCUGGGCAUUCUCGACAACACUUAUUUCAUCUACACUUCCGACAACGGGUACACUGUAGGCGAACAUCGACGUCAACCAGGCAAAACCACGGGAUACGAAGAAGACAUUCGCGUUCCUCUCAUCGUCCGAGGUCCCGGUAUAUCCGCCAACGUCCGAAACGACGGCGUGCACAGCAACAUUGAUCUCGCAGCCACCAUCGUACACCACGCCGGAGCGGAACCGAGCUACGACCUGGACGGGAGGGUGAUCGACUGGUCCGCCGGCGACAAACCGAGUUCCCGAGAGAGCGGAACGGCGACCCACCACCUGAGCGAGUUUUGGGUGUCCCAAGUCGGUGGAGCAGUUGAGGGCAAGUACUCGGAUCUGGGUGGAAAAAUCUUGUCGAAGUACAGAACGCUACGCAUCAAGGAGCAGGGUCACGAUUACGCCUACACUCUCUGGUGUACGGGCGAACGCGAGCUGUACGACAUGACGAUCGACUCGGUGCAGAUGAACAACCUGCUCUCCAACUCGACGCUGUAUGGUGCGCUGAACAGCACAGACAGUGAAUCCGAACGACUGGCGUCAAGGCUCGACAGUCUGCUGCUGAACCUCAAGGCGUGCCAGGGGAGCUUGUGUCGACGUCUCUGGUACAACCUCUUCCCCGAAGGCGAGGUGCAGAGUCUGGAUCAGGCAUUGCAGAGCAAGUGGGAUGACUACUUUGACCGCUUGCCGAGGGUGCACUUCGACAACUGCAGGGAUGGAUACUUUCCGACAGAAGAGCUGCCCGCAUGGAGGAACGAGCUGGUGCACGUUAACAAGUCGCUUAUCGCUGCUGCGUAG
Molecule: messenger RNA, 1734 nt
Organism: Pseudozyma hubeiensis SY62
Lineage: Eukaryota; Fungi; Basidiomycota; Ustilaginomycetes; Ustilaginales; Ustilaginaceae
Product: arylsulfatase
Exons: 1
Coding region: 1-1734 (577 amino acids)
Biological process (GO): phenol-containing compound metabolic process
Molecular function (GO): N-acetylglucosamine-6-sulfatase activity; glycosaminoglycan binding; arylsulfatase activity
Source: RefSeq, a predicted model, not a curated record